Molecule: messenger RNA, 3900 nt
Organism: Folsomia candida
Lineage: Eukaryota; Metazoa; Arthropoda; Collembola; Entomobryomorpha; Isotomidae
Product: DNA-binding protein P3A2
Exons: 19
Coding region: 1007-2875 (622 amino acids)
Biological process (GO): regulation of transcription by RNA polymerase II
Cellular component (GO): nucleus
Molecular function (GO): RNA polymerase II cis-regulatory region sequence-specific DNA binding; DNA-binding transcription factor activity, RNA polymerase II-specific
Source: RefSeq, a predicted model, not a curated record
CCACCCGCGGUAUUGUAACCUAAAUAAAAAAUACUAGGAAGAAGCUAACCCUGCUAAAGGUUGUAUAAUACAACUUGUAUUCCAUAUAUUCCAUUGCACAGCAUUCUCCGCUGAUGUUGUUGAUAUGAGUAAAAUGUGAAAGAAAGUAGGGAAGUGUAUAAAUCUCUUGGUUGGGAAAGAAUUUAAUUUAGUGACGAACAAAUUGACCCUUGACCUCUCAUCCUGGAUGGAUUUGGACCAAGACGAGACACUUUUCAGAGGAAACAAGCCAACCACAGAAUACACCCCUACCCACAAUUGUUUCCAGGAGAAUGGUAUGUGUUGCUGUUACAUAAUAAUAGCGUGUGGAGGGUAGAUCUGCGGGGGUCGGGGAAAUGAAAAUGCCCGGAUUCGGGUAUCCUUCGGACCCAGGUCGGACUGGGCGGAGAAAGUUCUUCAUUAUUAUUGAUUUUAUCCAUCGAGCUGCUAAGGACGACGGCGUGUAGGCUCCAUUUAAAGGGUUCAUGCGUCGGGCUAAACUUAAAUUUGUUCCUCUUACCAUUGUUUGUUUACAACUAACAAAACUUAACUAAUAUUCGGCAAAAUAAUACUCGAGAGGUACAAGAAACUAGGGGGAAAGACAGAACUGCCAAUUUUUUGGAAUUUUUUUACUACACAUUUUUUAUUACGGAAGGAUUUUACCAUUUUAAGAAAUUAUUGUAUAAGAAGUAACAGGGUGAAAUAAACGAAAUCGCUCGGUUAUUUUGAUUGUGAUGUGGUUUGUCAUUGUUAUACUAAUGUAAUGAUUAGAUUGAAAUUGACUAGUUUACACUGAGAUUUUGAUUUAGUCAAGUAAAAUAUACAAUAAUGUGAUCGUGUAGCAAAAAAUAACCAGUAUUCAGCAAUCAACCGUGAAAAUAAGCGAAUGCAUAAAAAAUAUUAUUCUCACUCAACAGGCAGUCAGAAUCAGAUACAAACUUUUGUUGAACUAUUGACCGCAACCGACUGAUUGGGAAAUCUUUGACCGAUGGUGACCAUGAACGGGGACGACGCGUCGACGGUCGCAUUGCUGCCCUCUGUUGCUGCUAAUCUUGAUGACCAUGGUUUGGAUGACGAUGACGAUGGAAUGUCAGAUGAUUCAGAGUCAUUUGCCGACUGUCAUGACCUUAUGUCAGCCACGAUGGAAGACGAAGUUACUGCCCAACUUGCUGCUGCAGGGCCCGUUGGGAUGGCGGCUAGUAUGGCAAUCGCAUCAGCAAAAAAACGUAAACGACCUCAUCAGUUUGAAACAAACCCCUCAAUAAGAAAACGGCAACAGACACGACUACUGAGAAAGUUGCGACAAACUAUAGACGAAUUCACGAUUCGAGUCGGGAUGCAAGCCGUAGUGCUUGUCGCGAUCCCAGGCAAACCACAAAACAGCUUUAAAUGUUUCGGUGCCAAACCCUUAGAAGAUGUCAUAAGAAAUUUACGGCCUGUCGUUAUGCAAGAAUUAGAAGCUUCCCUGGCUCAACAUGCGCCUGCCCCUCUUCCAGAAGAUCCCUCCCUGCAUGAACUGCCCCCAUUAGUUAUCGACGGGAUUCCCACUCCAGUGGAAAAAAUGACACAGGCCCAACUCCGAGCAUUUAUUCCACUGAUGCUCAAAUACUCAACGGGAAGGGGGAAACCAGGCUGGGGCAAAGAAUCGACUAGACCCCCUUGGUGGCCACAAGAUUUACCCUGGGCAAAUGUACGAAUGGACGCAAGAACUGAGGACGAAAAACAAAAGGUUUCAUGGACGCACGCUUUACGACAAAUUGUAAUUAAUUGCUAUAAGUAUCACGGUCGGGAAGAUCUGUUACCCGUGUUUAACGGUGAAUCCGACGAGCACGAUAUAAAACCCCCAAUCGUUAAAAUCCCAAAGGCAAGCCCCCAUAUCAAUAUUUCCACCAUGAACAACAAUUCCACGACUCAAGUCGUAACCACCACGCAAUCUCAAAAUCAAUCUAUUACGCAAACUAUUCCGGUGCAUCAAUUCCCCUCCACUGUUUUACAAACGAUAAGUAACCCUGACGGAACCGUCUCCAUUAUCCAAGUCGAUCCUUCCAACUCUUAUAUCCAGUUACCCGAUGGAACGCAUGCCCAAGUUCAGGGAGUUGCUACCUUACAACACUCUGGUGAUGGUCAAGGCGGCGACGGAGACAAUAUGCCCGUAACGCUCGACCUAAACUCAGUCGCACAAGCCGCACUAGCCGGUCAAGAAGGGCAAAUAAUGCUGACCGGAGAGGACGGACACGUCUACCCGGUAACGGUUUCGGGCAUGAUUAGCGUCCCUAUGCCAUCCAACAUGUAUCAAACUGUGGUGGCCAAUAUUUCCUCAAUCCAAGCACAACAUGGGUCCGAUGGGACGUUACAGACAAAAUACGUAGUCGAAUCUCCAAUUAGUGUCCAAUCUCCUUUGAGGAAAGGACGACUCAUUCCAGUUAAUAGUGCAAUUAAUGUCGUGUCACCUAUGGUACUGCCCAAAAUUGAACCCGGUACUGAAGGCGAGACGACGGCUAUACCUGUCAGCGCGUUAACUGGGGAUCCAACUCAAACGCAAGUCGUCCACGUGAACGCUAAUGGACAGGUGUGCUUUGGUGACAAAAUCUACCAAAUAUGUGAAUUUCUCAAACCGGAAAACCACGAAAAGGUUAUCAUGAUGGCCGAAGUGACAAAUCAUCAGCAAAUCCAACAAUCUCACCACCACCAGCUCCAACAACACGUCCAUCACGAGAUGCAAGGGGAAGAAUCUCAACAAGACCAAGAGGAGGAGCAGGACGACGAUAACAAUAGCAAAGUGAUACAAGACGACGGGGGACAAGGGGAUGACCAGCAGCAGCAGCAGGACGUGGAAAUGGAAAAUGGUGAAAGUUAGUCAUUGUUCGUUCCAUUGCCAAUCCCAAGAAUUUAAUCAAUAUUAAGUACUACCAAGUACCAACUACUAUUACUACUACCACUGCGAGUGAGCAUGCAACAAUAGUCAUUUUCAUACGUCGUCGUCUCUCAGAAUGUGCUUACAAAUACAAUACAGUAAAAAUUACCGAUCUUAAGUGAGAAGCGAAAAAUAUUUUUUUGAAAUGCAAUAUUUUAUAUUUCUAGUUUUAUUACGACUCUGACAAUUAAUUAUUUCGGUUUGUGCGUUUAGAUUUAUACGAAUUGUAAUUACCCGUUCGUUAUAUUACUUAUAUUCGCCCUUUCAUCUCGUGUGUACAUUACUCGUGUAUAAAAACAUAAUAUGUAUUAAACAUUAGUCCAGUAUUUUACGCCUGAUUAUUUAUCCACCUAGUUUAUUCUCGUCUCGUAAUUUUACCAUCAUAUAAUUGCUGAUUUUCUUGUUGCUAUUUACCAUAUACUGUUAUAUAUUUAUAAGAACAAAGUAAAAACUUGUCGAAAAACACCGACCUACCAAACCAUAACCUUAUUGUUAUUACUAUACCUUAUCUCAUCUUUUUUUAUCUCGGUCAUAUGAGAAUAGUCAUUUACACAUAGAGACUGUCUAAUAAAUAACUGUGUAGCCGUAUUUAAUAAUAAGAUGCGUGCGUGGACAAGUACAAUUACAUUUGUUCGUAUAAUAAUAAGUUAUAGGUUAACUUACUAGUAUUACCAAUACCAUUCUAUUUCUAUCGUGAGACGAUCUCAACAACCUUUUUCAUCAAUAAUAUGUAGGAAAAGGAAAAGUAAAAACAAAACAAAAAUACAAGUUAAGUCCGAGAUUUGUUUAUUAUACAUAAGUCAUAAUAAAUAAUUAAAUGGACCGUAUUUGAAAAAUCAAUAAAGUAAAAUGUACGAAAACGCGUUACGUAAUUAUCUCUUGAAUUAAAAAAAUUAUUUUAUUUUUACCAUCUUUUACAGGGUCUCCAAAAAUUUGAUAAUAUUAAUAAUAAAAUACUUAAAAGUUAA